Molecule: messenger RNA, 1209 nt
Organism: Scaptodrosophila lebanonensis
Lineage: Eukaryota; Metazoa; Arthropoda; Insecta; Diptera; Drosophilidae
Product: odorant receptor 67d-like
Exons: 3
Coding region: 1-1209 (402 amino acids)
Biological process (GO): sensory perception of smell; detection of chemical stimulus involved in sensory perception of smell
Cellular component (GO): plasma membrane
Molecular function (GO): olfactory receptor activity; odorant binding
Source: RefSeq, a predicted model, not a curated record
AUGGCCUCAACUGCAAUCGGCAACUUAGGCUCUCUGGCGCGGUAUCGUCGCAUUAUAGAUGUGAUUCGUUUGUGCGCUCGCUUUUGUGGCACGGAUAUUUCGUCUCCGGAUUGGCGCUGGAAUUGGCUCACUCGAUUGGUCGUUGUAAUGAUCUUCAGCUUCUACACUUGCACAAUUUACACUGUUUAUGAGGGUGUUUUUGUCCAGAAGGACCGGACCAUUAUAAUGCAGGCCACUUGCUUUCUAGGAGGUGCCGUCCAGGGAAUGACGAAGAUGUUCUGCUGCAUAUCAUAUCGCCAGGCACUGCGCGAAUCGCAGGCGUUGCUGGAUGCCACCUUUAUGAAGUAUGAGCAGAAGCAUAUGGGAUAUCAGCAGGUGCUGAUCGAUGGCAUUGCCAUGACAAUGCGUGGCAUCAAGUCAUUCGUAGUCUUCAUUGGAAUCGCCCUUGCCAUCAUUAUUGGGUUUCCCAUCAGCUACUAUAUUCUUUACAACAAAAAGAUCAUGAUUAUGCAGUUACUUGUGCCCGGCAUCGAUCCCAACACCAACACUGGUUUUCUAAUUCUAAUUGGUGCUCAUAUUGCGUGUCUGUUUCUUGGGGCCUUUGGAAACUUUGCUGGAGAUAUGUACCUCUUCGUUUUCAUCAACAAUCUGCCGAUGCUAAAGAACAUACUCGGCUGCAGGUUGCAGGAUCUGAACGAUUUAUUGGAUGGCAACUGUAGCCAGGCAGAACUGCAUGCCGAAAUGGUGAAAAUUGUGAAUCUGCAUCAGCAAUACUUGAGCUUGCUGGAGCGUUCGCAGCGCAUUUUCUUUCAUCCCAUAUUUGUGCAGAUCUUUGCGACCGCCUCCGGCAUACUCUGCACCAUGUUCUGCUUGGUGAUGGGCGUGUGGCCGGCAGCUCCAGCCUACUUGGGCUACGGCAUUGUUACCCUCUAUUUCUACUGCGGCCUGGGCAGCAUUGUCGAGGCAUCGAACGAUGACUGCUGCACCAUCAUCUACACGAAGUGCCAGUGGUAUCGGCUGCCACUCCCAUAUCAGAAACUGCUGCUGUUCAUGCUGCACAAAUCGCAGACCAUGAAGAAUCUAACCGUGGGCAACAUGAUGCCCCUGUCGAUGACCACGGCUAUGAACUUGUCAAAGGCGGUCUAUAGUCUGCUGAUGUUGUUGCUGAAUAACGCCGACGAUGUCGGCGGCAGCGUCAAAAGUGAGUGA